This is a messenger RNA of Saprolegnia parasitica CBS 223.65, 234 nucleotides long. RefSeq lists its product as hypothetical. The record is from RefSeq and is a predicted model, not a curated record. The transcript is spliced from 2 exons. NCBI's taxonomy places the organism in Eukaryota, Oomycota, Saprolegniomycetes, Saprolegniales, Saprolegniaceae. The coding region runs from base 1 to 234 and encodes 77 amino acids.
AUGCGGUUCUCCCAAAUGUCUACUGCCGCGACCUCCAGCUCCACCCCGUCGCCUGAUGGCCACUGGACCCCGCAACGUGAUGUUGACUCGACGUUCGCCAACUUUUCGUUCGACGUCGACAGCGUGUAUGUCGAUGACUUUAACGCCAAAACCAUCGUGACGAGCGCACUCGUUUGGCUUCGGUCUGUCUUUGCCAACGGCAAUGCCGGCAUGUCAACGGCCAAGGCACUCUGA